This is a messenger RNA of Perca fluviatilis (European perch), 2247 nucleotides long. It is a transcript of the gene dnajc4, whose product is annotated as DnaJ (Hsp40) homolog, subfamily C, member 4. Bases 237 to 953 code for a protein of 238 amino acids. The transcript is spliced from 8 exons. The record is from RefSeq and is a predicted model, not a curated record. Lineage: Eukaryota; Metazoa; Chordata; Actinopteri; Perciformes; Percidae.
UAUUUUGAAGGGUAAAUCUUCAGUGUUCCGGUUGUAAUCCAGCUAGCUUGAUGCAGCUGAGUCAAUACUGUCUAUGGAGUCAACGGACCCACAGAACAGCUAGCUAGUUAUGAAACUGAGUCCUGCUGCCAGUCAGAUCACCUCUCAACAGAUGAGGGGAAAGUUGCUGACAGCAUCGUUUUCAAUGGAAACACACUAGAAAGGUCCUCUGUGGGGAAACUCAGACUUUGUCCAUCAUGCAUUUAGAGGCUCAGCUGCGUCUCUGUCAGAGUUGUCUGUGGGGCUGCAGGAGCGGGCUGCGCCUGCUCUCCCAGAGCUAUGCACACAGAAAAGCUGUGAACUACUACAAUCUUCUGGGAGUCAAAUCUGAUGCCUCCUUGGAGGAAAUAAAAAAUGCCUUUUUUGACAAAUCUAAGAAGCUGCACCCAGACAGCGACCCAUCCAACCCAGCGCUGCACAGCCAGUUUGUGGAGCUGAACGAGGCCUACCGAGUGCUGAGCAAAACGUCGAGCAGGAAGGAGUAUGACUUCAAAAUCGGACAUCCAUACAGCGGGGGCCAGGCCUUCAGAUCUGCCUCCAGUCACACCAGCUACAGAUCUAGUACGGAGACCCAGGAGAACUUUCGUUACUGGGAGCAGUUUCGUCAGUCUCCAGCACAGGAGAUGACGGCAGAGGAGUGGCAGAGGAGGAGGAGGAGAAACUUCCGCCUGGUGGGCUAUUGCUUCAUCACGAUGGUGCUCAGCGUCGGAGCCCACGUAGUCUUCUUCAGGAAACUGGAAGAAGUUCACAAUAACUUUAUGGACGAAAAAGAUCGAGUCAUCACGGAAAUUUACAAUGAAUCCAAAGAGAGGGCCAGGGCCAACGGUUUUAAGAAACAGACUGAAAUCCUGCGGCAGAAACAUGCUGAGUUUCUGGAGAAAUACAAGAUCCCCAAGGAUGGAGAGGACAAGUAGGAGAGUCUCCAACUGUGCACUGUGAUAAUGGAGUUUCAAAUGGCAGCAGGUGAAAGGCAGUGGACUGGAUGUGGAACCUGCUUUAGGAUUUUUAGAGUUUUUUUAUUUAUGUGAAACAUGUUAAUGUGUUUGUCCUCAGUUGAGUACUUGAAGACACACAGAACAUGGGUGUGAUGUGGGAAUGUUUCAUCUGGUCAUACAAGUGUUUCUUAGUGACCAAGCCAAGCUUGCACAUCCGACUACACCGGUCUGUUGAAGCAUUUAUACCUACUGUGAUGUGACGGUCAUAAGGAUCCGCCUACAGUAUGUACACAAACCAUAAUGAACACUGUUCAAACUGCCUCUUAUGAACUCACAGGAACAUGCUAUUUAUUGUCCUCUGCCUCAUUGCUGUUAGCGGGGCUCACCGAUAACAGCAUGAGUUGAUCAAGUCAAGACGAGACAGACUAACUGUAAUGCCAAUAUGUUUCUUGCUGAAAAAAGAAAAUUGUAUUGAUUAAAAUCAUAUCCUGGGUUGCACACAAGAGGACGCUCCAUAAUGUUCUUUUAGGUUUGAUGUAGUCUAGCAUAGCCAGACCUAUCUCCACAAUACGUUUUAGUGCUGUGCCAGCGCUGGAGAAAGGUCCGCCUGAACCCAUCAUAAUUAAGCACUAAGGGAAAUAAACCACUUGUUUGUAUUUCUUUAAACCAAUCUCAAUCGUCUUGGGAGGCGCCAAGCCCAGGAUGUAGCGACGGUGCCCUUUGCAAAACAGUGUCAGGAGGAGAUUUGUGUCUGAAAUAGGCAGCCAGUGGCAGGCUCAUACGCACAGUCUACAUCCCGUGAGUCAGACUAGGUUCGGUGAGACUGUUCGGGGGCGUGAUUGAGGGGGGUGAAGUAUGACACGUGCGAGUCAAACCGGUCGAAACAUGCUACAAUGCCUGUUAGCUGAUCGCAGUUAUGAAUUUUGGGACAUCGCUGUCAAACUCCUCACUGUUCCUUCUGUUGACCGUGUGUUGCUGUUUGAAAUGCAACCCAUAAUAAAAUGUCCUCCAUUUGUUAGAAAUGGAGUCAGAGAAGAAAAUCAAUAUUAUCACAUGAAAAGAGUGACACACUAACUUAUUUAGAGUCAAACUAUUGUAUUAAUAAUGAGACUGUGUGUCUCAUGUUCACAUUGAAUACAAAGAAGUUUGCUGGUUAUUUCAACAUUUACCACUUUACCUCUGUUUUUAGAUUAGAGAUUGUUGUUGCCUUAUCUAUUCCCUGAUGGGAUGUCAGAGGGAAAUGAUUAAAAGAUCAACUUUUUCUCAUCAAUCA